UUUUGUUUUUAAAAUAAUUUUAAUUGGUUCCCAAACCGUUUGUUUUCUUGGUCUACCUUGAGUAUUUGAUAGCAAAUAUGUAAGCCUGUCCAUAUUAAUAAUCUCUAAAAUUUUAUUGAUCCAAGAUUCUAUCUCUGGCCCUUUUUUCUCUCUCCAAUAUUUAGCAUAUGCCAUCCUUGUAGCCGUUACCAAAUAAUUGAACAAUAUUUCCUUAUUUCCUUUUUCUAUAUCAAGCAUUCCUAAAAGAAGGUACUUGGGGUCUAAUUUAAUUUUAAUUUGUAACAUUUUUGUACCCUUUGGUGAAUCUCUUUCCGAGGUGGCUUUCCCACACAUCCACCAACAGUGGAAGAAAGUACUUUCCUGUUCUCCACACUUCCAACACUUGUUUGAUACAUUUUUGUAAUACUUUGAUAGUUUUUGUGGAGUCAAGUACCAUCUAUGAAACAUCCAAUUUUCUUUUAGGUCAGCUGCAUAGGUGAGUUUUAAUCCAUAGUUCCAUGCUUUUUCCUAUUCUUCAAUUCUUAUUGGCUUCCCUAUAUUCUCUGCCCAUUUGACUGUGCAAUUGUUUACUAAUUCUGUCUCUUGUUGACCAUUCAGGUAAUUUUUUUGUAUAUUUUUGUUGUAAUUUUAGUUUCUGAUUGCAUUACUUUGUCCCAGGGAGCCCCCAGAUGGCGUAGUGGACUAAGUGACUUGAAGGUUGGGUUGCUGACCUGAAAGCUGCCAGGUUCGAAUCCCACCUGGGGAGAGUGUGGAUGAGCUCCCUCUAUCAGCUCCAGCUCCAUGCGGGGACAUGAGAGAAGCCUCCCAGAAGGAUGGUAAAAACAUCAAAACAUACGGGCGUCCCCUGGGCAACGUCCUUGCAGACGGCCAAUUCUCUCACUCCAGAAGCAACUCCGGUUGCUCCUGACACGAAAAAAACCCCAAAAAACUUUGUCCCAGAAUUAUUCCUCAUCUUCAAAGCCAACCUUCUUAUCUAUGUUAAAAUAUUCCUUCAAUUGCAUAUAUUGUAACCACCCAAUAUUCUUACAUUUUUGAAAUGUCUUCUUGUAAACCCCAUUUUCCUUUAUUGUUGUCUUUAUAUUUUGGCCACUUUUCACCUCCAAUUUCUCUCCUUUGACAGGCCUCCAAGGGGGAAAUCCAUAGCAGAGUUUGCAAGCUUUUUGAAAAUUUUUGUUUUCCCAAGAAUCCUGAUAAAUAGGUCAAUAGAAUUCUAGUUUUACAGAUGGAAAAGCUUCAUCUGCAAUAUAAAUUUCAUUCAGACUGAAUUAACGUAUAUGCAUGUAGUGCCUACUAAAGGUUGGCAGUUAAAAGCUCCGGAUUGGAGAGAGCUCAAAACUACAAGCAAAGAUAUAGAAUUUUCUAUAGAAGCUAUAGAAAAAUUCAACAACAACCAACAGGAUACUUAUACUAUAGAUAAAGAUCCCAAUGUAUUUUGAGGGAAAUGCUUCAUAUUGAUCUAAAAUUCUUUGGCAGACUCUUUCUACUACACCAUUGGCAAGAUUCUAUAUGAGUUUUGGCUACAGGGGUCUCCAAACUAAGGCCAGUGGGCUGGAUGUGACCCAUUUACCCUGCCCAGUCCUAAACUUUAGAUUUAGGGUUGUCCUAAUUCUGAAAUGAUUUGAAGGCACAAAACAACAACAAUCUUUUCCAUUUCUGAUUGUGGCUGAGGGAGGAUAGAGAGCAGCAGGCCGCAUGUUUGCCAGGAGGACUCUGAAUAAUGUUGGCCCAUCGGCAAUGGAUGACUGUGCACAACUGCUCAAGUUUCCUCAUCAAAAGGAACAAGCAAAUGUGCAGCAUGAAACUCAACAACCUUAAAGCCUGCACGUCCCUUUGCUACAAUGGACUCAUCCAUCAUAAAACGGUCAGGGUGGAGCUAGCUACUGAUGACAAGGGUAUCAUUGUUGUCCUGAAGAAGCUUGCAGGUCAGCAGAAGCCAGCAACUUCCUAUGAGAAGAUCACAAUCAACAAAAAUUCACAUGCCACUCUCAUCAGUCUCCAACUCAUCACCUGCAAGAACAACUAUUGCAAGGACCUGCACAUAGCUGCCUUGCGUCUCACCAGUACAAUUCUAUGCAGCCAGAAGCCAGUGGUGGUGAAGAAGAAGCGGACCAGAGCUAUUAAAGCUGCAUAAACAUAGCUGCCAGAUUUUCAAGAAAGGAUCAGAACUAGGAAAAUAAAACAACAAUCUUAAUUAUUUUCUUAAUUAAUCUCAUCAUCCAAAAACAGGCCCACAUUUUUCAUUGAAAUACUGGUGAGUUUAUGUUGGAUAAAAUUGUUCUUCAUUUUAAACAUUGCAUUGCUCUUUCUUUUCUUUUCUUUUCUUUCUUUCUUUUUCUUUUUUGCAAUACAAAUAAGACAUCUGCAUUUUUUUAGAGUCUGCCCCCCUCCUCAAACAGUCUGAAGGACCGUGAACUGGUCAUCUGAUUAAAAUGUUUGAGGACUCCUGAGCUAUAUUGACAUCAAUCAAUCAAAAUUUUAUUUGUAUCCCAUCCCCUCUCCCCAUGGGGACUCAGGGCGGCUAACAACAUGAAAUAAUAAACAAAGCAAAUGGGCAAUAUAAACCAUCGUCCAUAAAAUGAAUCAUAAAGUCAAUAAAGCACAAUUACAUAAACCACACUAAAAAUAUAACAAGGUUAAAAGACAUGGCAAAGAGUUUAGGAAGCAGAUAGAUCAGCAUUGCAGCUGGGCUGUCAUCUUUUGGUGAUGGUUGCUAUUGUAUAAUGCAGUGUGCAUCCUACUGCUGGUCUGCUGUGAUUCUCUUUUCCCUAGUUAUUAACGGAUAAAACCCAGCAAUAGCUCUCAAUCUGGUAAUGUCCUCUUCUAUCUUGGUGCAAUGGGACCUUCCUCUUCUGUGCCAGCCUUCUGGCAGUAAAAUUAUGUCAAGAGAUUCGCUUCCUACCCCUCCCCUCCCCUCUUUUGCUAUUUCCAAGAUGGCUGUUUUUCUUUCCUUUCCUUUUAUAUUUUGUAUUUUUAUAAUUAUUGUCGGCUCCCCCACAAAAAAGCUGGAAUUGCACAACUGCACUAAAACACUUCUUUAAAAAGUAAUAGCAGUAGUGUUGGGAAACAAUUUUGGGAGUAUGCAGAAGUAUA
Molecule: messenger RNA, 3090 nt
Organism: Anolis carolinensis (green anole)
Lineage: Eukaryota; Metazoa; Chordata; Lepidosauria; Squamata; Anolidae
Product: large ribosomal subunit protein eL28-like
Exons: 1
Coding region: 1718-2131 (137 amino acids)
Biological process (GO): translation
Cellular component (GO): ribosome; cytosolic large ribosomal subunit
Molecular function (GO): structural constituent of ribosome
Source: RefSeq, a predicted model, not a curated record